UCACCCCUGUCAGUAGGCCUGCCGCAACGCAGCAGUGAGCGCGCCUUCUGCUCUGCGCAGAGACUUUACGCUUUUCCCGACUGCAGCACGGCGGAUUUUCAAGCAACAAUCACUGCCGGGAACCGUUCCUAACGUUGUGUUCAAUCGCGGGAAAAACGCGCACGGUCGACUGCUCGCCGAUUAUUUCUCCUCGAUCGUGCAGCAUCGAUGGACAUCGACCGUUCGUCGUCGUGACCCUUCGCCAAUGACAAGAACUUGCUUGUAAUCACAGUGAACUUAAGACCAGAAUCGUCGUCGUCCGAUACAAAUUUCUUCGCAACAUACGGAAACAGUGCGAGUCGAAGUUUCCUGUCAACAGUGCGUUCAGACGCCUUCGGGCGAAGAAGCUCGGAGAUCGCUGAAUGAAAAUUCGCCGAGAUUCGACGCCUUUGCACGGGAACAGGUACACCCGGAUGCGAUCUUCCCGGCGGUGAGGCCGCGAGCGGCGAGAGCUGGUUUGCUCUUGUUCAGGGGCCAAUUUUGCGCCCCCCGUGACAAUCGAGUAAGCGCGGGGAUUGGCAGUUUCGCACGCGGCGUAGGAUGCGCUCGAUAGAUUAUGACACCGUGAAACGGCUCUGACGACAGUCGACACGCCUCCUCUCGCGAUACCAUCUGAUGGGCCCUAAUGACGCCGCUUCGGCGUUAUCAUCGUCAGCAUCGCCGGGGACGACGUCUAUUUCCAUCGUUCGACUGUAUCGUCCCACGCGCCGCGGCAUCGGCCAGUUCUGAAAAAGACCGGCGUUACGUCAUUAUCGGCGAACGAUGACAGGAACGCCUCGCGGUGAUCUCGCUCUCGCUUUCACUCCCUCUCUCUCUCUCCUCUCUGUCUCUCUGUGAAGUGUAGCCGCGUAUGAAGCUGUCGUUAAUGGACCGUGGACGACGGAAUAUACGAUUAGCCCGUCGAGCAGUGCCAUUAAUAACGCCGAAGACGCUCCAUAAAGAUCGCGCGCGAUCGCGUCGAUGGGGGAGUGACGGUUGUUUAAUAAAAAAAGAAAACAGAGGAGACAUCGCCGCACUGCCGUUCAGAUGUCCCGUGAAUGAACUCCGCUCUCGUUUCACGGUUACGAUAGCCACCCGCGCCCAAUUAGCCGUCGGCCCCAGCGAGAAUAGUCGCGAGACGAUGGACAAGUUUGCGGAGCGGUCGCGCGGGGACACAGAACUCGCGGUGUGAAAUUAUCGUGGCGGAGCAAGAGUGUACAACUGUGAAGUUUCGUGUCGCCGCGACUUGGACCUCGGCGUCGGAAGCCCGGAGUCCCGAGAGGCGGAGGGAUCGCUCGCGAGAACGCAGUCCCGAGCCAACGUCGGAUUCAUUGAAACUUAUCAGCUGUCUCGACCUACUUGCUAUUCGCCGGCUAAGGAGGACGAUGCUCGAACCCGGCGAACGGGCAGCUGCCAGCUUAAAAGGAUUCGCCAGUUUGCCAGCGUACAAUCGCAGGAUGAAGGGGGUGCUUCUGCUGAUGAGCAUGAUGGUUCGAUUUGUAGCGGCGCAGCCUUUCCUCGACAACGUCGACGGGCCAAUUCCUAUACUAGACGUGUCGGCAGUGGCUGGCUUCAAAGCUCAAAUACCUUGCGACAUUGAUCUCUCAACCGGAAGCGAGGAAGUGAGCAUGGUUUUUUGGUACAAAGGCGAAAGGGAUGGCGAACCGAUAUACAGCGUGGAUGCUCGCGGCAAAUCGAUAAAAGAGGCGAGGCUCUGGUCAGAUCCAUACGUAUUCGGUAAAAGGGCAACUAUGAGAACAAAAGUGGAGCCUGCGAAAUUGGAGAUCGAUCCCUUGGAAACGAGCGACGCGGGGGUGUACAGGUGCAGGGUGGAUUACAAAAAUAGCCCGACGCGAAAUCAGAAGGUUAACCUCACUGUGAUUGUGCCACCGAGCAAGCCGACGAUUUACACUGGCGACGGUAGAAGUUUGGCUGAAGUAUCUUUCAACGAGGGUAGCGUAUUGUCCUUAUUAUGCGAGGUAAUCGGGGGUUCACCGGCGCCGAAUGUCACGUGGCACUUCAAGGGGAAACUGCUGGAUAAUACGUACACGUUGGAACAUGGUAAAAUCACGACGAACCGGCUUGAUCCCUACACGGUCACGAGAGAGUUUCAUCGGGCGAAGUUAACUUGCCGGGCGGACAACACGCCUCUCAUCUCACCUCAGACGUCCGAGAUCAUUUUAGAUGUCAAUCUGAAGCCGUUGUUAGUGAACAUCACGAACAAGGAUGCCCAUUUGUCGGCCCUGAGAACAUACGAAAUCGAAUGUGUCACUUCGGGCUCGAAGCCGAAGGCACAAAUAACCUGGUGGAAAGGCAGCCAUCCGGUGGAGCACAUGGCCAGAAAUUUUGUAGAUAAUUACGAGAACAUUACGAGAAGUCAGUUGAGUUAUGUGCCGACCAUGGAGGACGACGGGAAAUAUUUGACAUGUCGGGCCGAGAACUUGGUUGUACCUGAUAGCGUGUUAGAAGACAAAUGGCGUCUGCAAAUCUAUUAUGCACCAAUAGUGACAAUCAAGCUAGGUUCGAGUUUAAGGGCGAACCAUAUAAACGAAGGCGACGAUGUCUACUUCGAAUGCGACGUUCAAGCAAAUCCAGACGCCUAUAAGCUGGCCUGGUUCAAGGACGGUAAAGAAUUGCAUCAGAACACGACAGCUGGAAUUUUUCUUCCCAGCGGGCAAUCUCUGGUUUUGCAACGCGUGACCAGAAAUUCUGCCGGUGAAUAUUCCUGCAUGGGAACCAAUAUCGAAGGCAAAUCGACAAGCGGGCCUGUAAAACUCGAGAUAAUGUACGCACCAAUCUGCAAGGACGGCUCUUCCACUCAAGUGGUCGGCGCCCUGAAGCACGAGACAAUCUCGCUGGUCUGCGGCGUGCAAUCGAAACCGCCGCCAUCGACUUUCCACUGGACGUUCAACAAUUCCGGGGAGCUGAUGAACGUGCCGGCCAAUAGAUUCACGCAGGUCAAGCCUCUGAGCCUGAUCACGAGCCACUGGCACGGCUCCAGGCUGAAUUACACGCCGGAGAACGACAUGGACUAUGGGACGGUCGCGUGCUGGGCCAAGAACCGUAUAGGGGAGCAGAAGACGCCUUGUCUUUUUCAGAUCAUCGUGGCCGGGAAGCCGUAUCCCCUUCAGAACUGCACGGCUCUACAGUCGACCGGACCCUACGCGUAUCGAAUGGGUCACGAGGAUUUUAAGGCCACCGACUCCCGGGACGCUGAUUGGUUGAUCGUCCGAUGCUUUGAGGGAUUUGACGGCGGUUUGCCUUUAACUAAUUACGAACUGGAGGUCUACAGUGAAGAGAACGUUUAUCAUGUCAAUACCUUUUACUUGAAUCACACAGAGAAAUCCAGUUCAUUAGGUCCGGUUUUCGAAGUUCCCGGCCUAGAGCCUGGACGCAACUACCGACUUCAUCUCUACGCUGUCAACGCUAAGGGCCGCAGCGAUCCUGUCGUUCUCGAACCAGUCACGCUCAAAGGAGUCGCCAUGUACACCACAAACGGUCGCGGAACUUCGAACGAGAGCACCGACUACAGCCUCUUGGUUGCCUGUUUCGCUGGCGGUAUAACGGCCGUGUGCAUUCUGAUUGUGGGGAUAACUUUGACCUUGUAUCGUCGCAGCCAUCCGAUUCGCACGAUGAAGGCCCACACGGAGGUCGUGCAGUACGGAAACAAGGAGGACCGGGUGGUGAUAGCGCCGCUGAACAAAGAUUUCAGAGAGGAGGUCAAGGGACAAGUGUUCGCUGAUAUUCCGGACGACGAUCCAGACGUGAUUCCAAACAAAGUGGACAAGAGGCCGGACAUUUUCGAGCCAAAUUACGGGACCACCAAGCCGGAAAGAUCAAAGGACUUUAGCCACCUGGAGGAGCUCGAUUAUCCGUCACCGUCCUCGGUCUUGCACACAAAAGACUCCUGGAUCUAUUCGAACGGGUACGUGGAGAAAAUCGAGAAAAGCCUGAGCCCGAUGCGACCGAGCACGCUUCCUGUCCACCGCACACUCGACAUUUACACGAGAAGUUCGCGAGUUCAAGAAAGUUGUAUAUAGAUCGAUGGGUUUUAGUUCGCUGACUUAUCUGCCGUCGCGAUCGACGCCAAACUGACGAGCUAUUUGUGUCGUGUUGUCAUGAUGAUCGUCUGUCAACCUCGUGCUUGUCUCGCGGAGAUCGUUUAUUCGAUCAUGCACCAUCGUACACUUCCGUACCCCGCUGCCGAGGGACACUUCUCGGUAGAAGCGCAUUCCUUGAUUUCUUGCUUUCGAUGCAUCCCGAGCGAGAUAAUAGAACAUCGAUUAACCGUUUGCGUACCAGAUGGUUCUGAAAAAACAGGAUCGAAAAGCGCCGAAGAGCGCAAUAGCGCUCCUUC
Megalopta genalis is the source of this 4375-nucleotide messenger RNA. Its product is annotated as neural cell adhesion molecule 2. The record is from RefSeq and is a predicted model, not a curated record. Gene Ontology annotation, molecular function: protein binding. NCBI's taxonomy places the organism in Eukaryota, Metazoa, Arthropoda, Insecta, Hymenoptera, Halictidae.